CCGCACCGCCUGCAAACACACACAAAACAAAAAUGCGCGAGAGCGAGCGCGUGUGGGGAGCCCAGGGAGUCUCCUGUUGCGAAGACCUCUGCAGCAUCAGGGACGGAGAGCAAUAAAAAUUAUUAUUGCUGUUGCGACGACGGGCGGGGUACGAGAAGUGGAAGCAAAGGUGUGCUUGUUGCGUGGACACGAUAGGAGAUUCAUAUGCUGCAGCCAUGAACCCUGUGGGUUACGCGCCUCUUCGCGGUCUUCCCCUAGGGGCCAUGUUUUCGCUGGUGGUUGUCUUGGCGGGGUCGGUUGCUUCUGCCGCCACAGUCGGCAGCAUUUCGGCGCGGACUACUAGCGGCAACGCCGGUCUCCGCUCAGGCAAGGCAUGCGAUCCCGGGGACGCUGACUGCUUCGGAGACGAAAGAGACGACUCCAGCUUCCUCGGCUUCGCAUGCAUCUGUUGCAUGUUCUUGCUGUUUGUGGUGUUUCGCACCUUGCGGGUUGCUACGAUGUGGGCGAGGGUACCAGAACUAUUGUACAAGGCGCGGGAGCUAAAAAGUGCAAGGGAGAACACCGAAUCCUCCGCGGUUGUAGGGGGAGAUUGGAGAGGGGUCAGCAAAAGUGGAGGCUUGACUUGAGCACGCACAUGUGUUGCUUGUGACCAAGCGGAGGGGGCAGCAUACUGCAGUAGCGUGGCGUAGCAGGGGCCAGGACCUUGCGAUGUUGGAAAGGAUCCCGGAAGCGAGAGAUAGAUCCAGGGGGAGUGGAAGACGAACAGUCAGAGCUUUGUGUCUCUUGGAAGAAAAACGUUGUACAACAACGCGCAUGGCGUGGCGGGGCUCGGUCUUGUCCAGGGUAACCCUCCGCAGCACGUUCUUUGGCGGAUGAAGGCGGGAUGCCCUUCGUUACGAUUUUCUGCACCAAGACGGGUGCGUUUGUACGUGCGGGUCUUCCUUAUUUCAGUUGGAUUGUAGACCUUUAUUUGGUGUAAUGUAGUUUGGAGGGGUGGAAAGGAGGGAUUUGAUCCAUCAGGCUGUUAUUUGGAGCUUGGACGGUGUCGUCGAUUCCUUUUUUUUUUGUGAGAGAUUGCAUGUGAAGCUCUUCUUCCAAAUAAUCCGGGGUGCGGAGAGGGGCCCACCUGGUCGAGUGGAGAAACCUGACGAUGACCGACCCUCAACUUGAUAGGGUUGCGAGCGGUGUAGCAAAUUGUUUGUGGUGGUCGUGGUGCUCCUGCAGCGUCAGUAGAGGCCGAGACAUAGGAUCCAAGCUGGAGCGAUGGAAGGCUUUCAGCUUCUUUUUUUUGUGGGGCUGCUUUUCGGGCGCGGCAUGUUUGUUCUUCCUUUGCUCCACAUACGCAGGCGCUUAAAGUAAAAAAAUGCUAUUCUCAAAGUGGUAGAGUACAUGUAGCUCUCGGUAAUUUUUGUUCCUUCUGCCCUUUUUUCAGCGUGUGUUCGACCGGGGAUAGUCGCUUCCCGCUGUUGAAGAGAAAUGGAGCAAGACCUGCUGGAGAUAACCCUUUCUACUUUGGAGGGAACAACGAAAGCGCAUCAACAACCAAGACCACAGCCAGUGCCAGUGCCCGCCCUCUUGAGAAAUGCGAGAGAGUCAGGUUGGCGUUCUAAAAACUGACAAAAACGCCGAGGUUGAAGGUGCGAGUGCAAUUCUAGGUCAGGCCCUUUAAACGCACGAUUACGCUGAAACUUGUUUUUUGUAGCCCG
Molecule: messenger RNA, 1706 nt
Organism: Ectocarpus sp. CCAP 1310/34
Lineage: Eukaryota; Phaeophyceae; Ectocarpales; Ectocarpaceae
Source: the annotation of a GenBank genome assembly